Messenger RNA from Clarias gariepinus (North African catfish), 1023 nucleotides. Its product is annotated as putative gustatory receptor clone PTE01. The coding region runs from base 25 to 1023 and encodes 332 amino acids. Gene Ontology annotation, molecular function: G protein-coupled receptor activity; olfactory receptor activity. The transcript has a single exon. NCBI's taxonomy places the organism in Eukaryota, Metazoa, Chordata, Actinopteri, Siluriformes, Clariidae. The record is from RefSeq and is a predicted model, not a curated record. Gene Ontology annotation, cellular component: membrane. Gene Ontology annotation, biological process: G protein-coupled receptor signaling pathway.
AACAAUUAUGUUCUUUUCUGUCAGAUGACUAACUAUACCGAAAUAUUGUACAAAAACAGCACAGCCAACAUUCCUGAAUUUGUGCUUAAAGGAUUCACAGGAAUUCCUGCAGAGUAUUAUGGAUUGGUAGGAACGUUUUUCUUAUUCAUUUAUCUAAUGCUGGCAUGUGGAAACAUUUUCAUCCUUGUAUUUGUGGCUUGUGAAAAAAGUCUUCAAAAUCCAACGUACAUAAUCAUUUGUAACCUUGCAAUAUCAGAUCUUGGAUUUGGAACUACAACUCUGCCCAGAAUUAUUGCUAACUACUGGAUGUCAGAGAAGAUCAUUGCAUUCAAUGGUUGUUUCACACAAAUGUUUUUUGUCCAUUUGUUUGGGUCAUGCACCUCAUUUCUUUUGGCACUCAUGGCCCUUGAUCGAUUUGUUGCUAUAUGUAACCCACUGAGAUACCCAGUUCUGAUUAAAAACUGCAAUAUAGUGAUUUUUUGUUCAGUGCUUUGGGUAGGAAACCUUGUCCGGCUUGGUCUAAUCACAGCAUACGCUCUCAGUGUGUCUUACUGUGGCCCAAAUAUUAUACAUCACUGCUACUGUGACUAUAGCUCAAUAACUAGUCUAGCAUGUGCAGACAUAACAGCCAUAAAAGCCACUAGUACUUCCAUUGCUUUGACAGUACUGUGGGGUCCUUUAUUUUAUAUUAUAUUUUCUUAUGUAGCCAUUAUUAAUUCAGUCAUGAAAAUAUCGAAUAAAGAAGGACGAUACAAAACCUUUUUAACAUGUACUCCACAGCUGUUUAUCAUCUGCCUAUACUAUCUACCCAGAAGUUUUAUGUAUAUUGCAUCAGCUGUUGGAUACAAUUUUGAAACAAACCUCCGCAUUGCAAUGAUAAUGAUGUACAGUCUUUUCCCUGCCUUGAUCAAUCCGUUCAUAUACUGCUUUAGGACCAAGGAAAUUAAGGACACAUUAAUGAAGAAGAUUAAGCAAAGGCAAGUGAUGGUAAAAAAAAGAAUAAUAAUAAUUUUACCUAAUUAA